This is a messenger RNA of Schistocerca cancellata (South American locust), 1979 nucleotides long. RefSeq names its product mitochondrial import receptor subunit TOM40 homolog 1-like. Bases 137 to 1207 code for a protein of 356 amino acids. Gene Ontology annotation, cellular component: mitochondrial outer membrane translocase complex; mitochondrial outer membrane. Gene Ontology annotation, biological process: protein import into mitochondrial matrix. Gene Ontology annotation, molecular function: transmembrane protein transporter activity. The record is from RefSeq and is a predicted model, not a curated record. Lineage: Eukaryota; Metazoa; Arthropoda; Insecta; Orthoptera; Acrididae. The transcript is spliced from 5 exons.
UCUCUUUGGAACUUGUGAAUUUUGGAUUUGUGGUGUGAAAUGUGAAUUGUUAGUAGGCGUGUGGGGUAAAGUUGUAAUUGAUCUGUGGUUGUGGCGUUACUAUUGUAAGUAAAUACAUAUCACCGCGUAAUUAAAAAUGGGUAACUCUAUGGCAUCACCGGGACCGGCAAGCACACUCACGACGCCACCUCCACCGCCGCCGCAGACGACGGCAGCCCCGACACCACCACCACCGCCACCAACAGUUGGUUUUCCGCCUGCUGCACCAAAAGCAGAAGACAUUAGUAGCAGCAAGAUCCAACAGAUAGGCGAAACAACAGGCACUAGCGACACCAAAGGUCUAGAAAACCCUGGCACUGUUGAAGAUCUCCACAAGAAGUGCAAAGAUGUAUUUCCUGCCGUAUUUGAGGGUGCAAGGCUGAUUGUGAACAAAGGGCUUAGCAAUUACUUUCAGGUAUCUCACACAAUAAACCUGAGUGCCAUUGCACCAUCAGGUUACAGAUUUGGUGCAACAUAUGUGGGAACUAAACAGAUGUCUCCAACAGAAGCAUUUCCUGUACUUCUCGGCGAUAUAGAUCCUGAAGGAAAUCUAAAUGCAAAUAUCAUUCAUCAAUUUGGAACAAGAACAAGGACAAAGUUUGCAGCUCAGAUACAGAGUAAGGUAUUCACAGGAGUCCAGCUAACAACUGAUUACAAAGGAGAUGACUACACUGCAUCUUUGACCUUCGGAAAUCUAGAUAUCAUUAAUGAAUCGGGUCUUAUCAUUGGUCACUAUUUACAAUCAGUUACGAAGAAUGUGGCACUUGGAGCUGAGCUAGGGUAUCAAUAUGGAGCAAAGGUGCCAGGAGGUCAAAUUGCCAUAGUUUCAGCUGUUGGAAGAUAUACUGGAAAUGACUUCACAGUUAGUGGUGUUGUGGGUGGUGCUGGAGUCCAUGUAUGUUACUAUGAAAAAGUAAGUGACCAGCUGCAGUUCGGAGUGGAGAUGGAUACAAAUCUGCGUAUGCAAGAAACUUUAGCUGUCAUUGGUUACCAAGUAGAUCUUCCCAAAGCAGAUGUGUGCUUCAGAGCUAUGAUUGACUCCAAUUGGACUGUUGGUGCUGUGCUGGAGAAGAAGUUACAGCCUUUACCAUUCUGCUUUUCACUGAGUGGUAUGCUGAAUCAUAGCAAAAACAAUUUUCGGUUAGGCUGUGGUAUCACGAUUGCUUGAAUAAAAAGUCAGUGCAUUUGAGGAAUUUGUUUGAAUAAAAUAUAAUAGUCAUUGGAGAAUAUAUAAUAAUUCACAAUGCUAAAGAUGUUUUACUGUUAACGUGAAGCAGAUCUGUGAUCAGUUCAGUAAUUUGCAAGAUCUUUCACAUACAGAGGUGCUUACAAACACAUCACCUCCAUUAGCCAAAGUAUUUGAUACGUUUGUACCAAACAUUUUGUUAGUUUUCCAUGUGACUUAUUUUUUGUAAAUAUGUACCUGCACAAAACAAUGACAGCUGUAAGCAUUUUUUUAUCUAAUGUGACACAAGAGACUGUAUUGCUGAAUCAUUUCUUGCAUUUGCAAGGACAAAAUAAACAAAUACAAUAACAUUUAUAUCAGAAAUGACUAAAUGUGUAGUAUUUAGGUUCUUCCAAACUCCAAGGAUCCUAAACUCUCAGAUCUUUGGAGAGACUUAUACAGAAAAAGAGUCAGUUUUGAGCUAAAUGUAGACCUACAAAAUUAGUUUUUUGUUAUGUGAUGAACUUAUUACUCGCUCUUUUUGUGCCGUGUGAUUGCCACUAUAUUUGCAUUCUGUAUGUAUCUGCCACUUGCUGUUUGGUGUUAGAGUAACUAGCACAUUUGGAUGGAGGCAGAUAUGAUACAACAAGAAUUUGGAAUUGGCUCUAAGAGGGAGGAAUGGCAGCAGAGGAUGUGCAUUCUGCUUUUCAGUAUGUGUAAAUAAAGCUGUUUGUUACUUUGUUUUAUGAUCAAUAAAUUUGAAAGUCUUGCCACA